AUGUCGCUGAACAGCUAUGUCGACAAGAAGGUGUGCAUCAUCACCACCGACGGGCGCAAUCUCGUCGGCACCCUGGCAGCCCACGACCACACCACGAACCUGGUCCUCAAAAACACGGUCGAGCGCGUGAUCCGCACCCCCGACGAGGGCGAGCCGUCGGUCGAGGUGCCGCUGGGCCUGUACAUCAUCCGCGGCGAGAACGUGUGCCUGGUGGGGCUGGUCGACGAGGCGCUGGACGCGAGCAUCAACUGGGCUGAGGUGAAGGGCGCCGUCAUCGGGACGACGAAGCACUGA
Thermothielavioides terrestris NRRL 8126 is the source of this 294-nucleotide messenger RNA. RefSeq lists its product as uncharacterized. Gene Ontology annotation, cellular component: U6 snRNP; U4/U6 x U5 tri-snRNP complex; precatalytic spliceosome. Gene Ontology annotation, molecular function: RNA binding. The record is from RefSeq and is a predicted model, not a curated record. The coding region runs from base 1 to 294 and encodes 97 amino acids. The transcript is spliced from 3 exons. Lineage: Eukaryota; Fungi; Ascomycota; Sordariomycetes; Sordariales; Chaetomiaceae. Gene Ontology annotation, biological process: mRNA splicing, via spliceosome.